CAUACCACGAUUUUGCAAUAUAUAUAUUUAAGGUGUUUUAGAUCUAAUGCAUGUAUCAAGAAAGGUGACAGACAACCAAGCUGGUGAAGUGAUCCAUCUUCAUACCUUUUGAAAUUCAUCCACUUUUCAUAUUUAAUUUGUUGGAGUUCUCUUUCUGUAUUUGAUUUGAACCACUAAUUGAUAAAUGUAUAACAAAUAUAAGUUCCUGUAACUUUUAAUUUUGUGAUGAAAAACUGCUAAUCGUGGAAUAAGAUGCUGUUUAAAAACCACAUUAGUCUAGUUCGCACUCGCCAAAUCUUUUAGUGAUGAAACAAAAAGAGAUUAAUUAAUCAAAUAAAGUAAAACUAAAUAAUCGUAAAAGAGAUUAUUCUUAGCUUCUACUCUUUGCUGCUGCAUGUUGAUUUUUAAGAGACAUCAACGUUUCGCCUAUUUCAGACAAAGAAGGCUCAUCUCUCUGACUCUCUGUACGUAUAUGUUUAGUUUGUCUAAAUUAGUUAAAUGGAUGUUAUUGCAUGUAAACAGAGGGGUAAAAUUGAUGUGUAUAUAAUAACUAUCCGUGUAGACGGACAGUACCGUACCAAAGAUUUUUAAACCGGUCUAGAAAUAGAACCGGAACGGAUAAUAGAUUCGGUUAGUUGAAAACCGAAAUUAGGUUUUAAAUCAUAAACCCAAGAAAGGUAAAACCCUUGUCGUCUUCUCCGUCUCUGCCCUCCCAAACUUUCCGGGAAAACAAAAUUUUCUCGGGAGUCUCCCAAAUUGCCAAACCCUAAUUCCCAAAUUCCAUGAUCUGCAGAUGGAUUGCAUUCAAUCCAAGCAAAAUCUCCCGUGUCCUCUCUCCUUUCUCUUCCCUCUUCUCCACUAAACUCUCCUCCUCCUCCGUCGCGAAACUCGACGACGAGCCGCUUUCCGCAACCAAUUUCACAUCCGAUCAGAGAGAUUACUUCGGUCAUGAGAUUCUCUUCGGGAUGAAGAAGAUCGGGUUCCGUGAGUAUCUCCACGGGGGUCAGUUUCGAAGCGUGGCUUCGGAGUUGAGGCAGGUCCAUGUGGAAGAGAUCAUGUGUGAAUUGAUGGGUGAAAGUCCGGAUCUUUCGGUUUGGUUUUUCAAAGAGCUGAAAGAUGUUUAUGGGUUUCGCCACUCGAGGCUCUCCUCGUUGUUGGUUUCUCAUAUCUUAGCUGGUCAAAGACGUUUCAAAGAGCUUCAAGUGGUUGUGGAAGAGCUCCUCCGAGAAGAAGGCUCUGGUUCAGCAUCUUUGCUUUGUGAGCUUCUUCUCUCUACUAGCUUCAGGAAGUGGGAAUCUACGAAUGUAGUUUGGGAUAUGUUGUUGUUUCUCUCAUCGAGAUCCAAAAUGGUUGAUGAUUCACUUUACAUCCUGGAGAAGAUGAGGGAUCUGAACUUGAGUGUGUCUACACAAGCAUACAAUUCAAUUUUAUAUAACUUCAGAGAAACAGAUAAGAUGUGGGAUGUGUACAAGGCCAUCGAGUCUAAAAACGAGCACACGUACUCAACAAUUGUAGAUGGAUUGUGCAGGCAGCAAAAGCUAGAAGACGCAGUUUCUUUCCUCAGGGAUUCCGAGUGGAAAGACAUUGGCCCCUCUGUAGUUUCUUUCAAUAGUAUAAUGUCAGCUUACUGUAAAUUAGGUUUUGUAGAUACAGCCAAGUCGUUUCUCUGUACAGUUUUGAAAUGCGGGUUGGUUCCUAGUGUACAUAGCCACAACAUACUCAUCAACGGACUCUGUCUAGCUGGUUCAAUCGGAGAAGCUUUAGAACUGGCUGGUGAUAUGAGUAAGCACGGAGUGGAGCCUGAUACCGUGACGUACAAUAUCCUCGCGAAAGGGUUUCAUCUCCUCGGUAUGAUCAAAUGGGUUUGGGAGGUCAUUCAACAGAUGCUUGAUAAAGGUUUGACUCCUGAUGUUAUUACAUAUACCAUAUUACUAUGCGGUCAUUGCCAGUUAGGGAACAUUGACAAGGGCUUGAGACUGCUGAAGGAUAUGUUGUCGAGAGGGUUUGAGUUGAACAGUGUCAUCCCUUGCAGUGUGAUGCUCAGCGGUUUAUGUAAAACAGGACGUAUCGAAGAAGCUUUCUCCUUGUUCUAUAGAAUGCAAGCCAAUGGGGUUAGACCUGAUAUCGUGGCGUAUUCUAUUGUGAUUCAUGGCUUGUGUAGAUUAGGAGAGCUUGAUUUGGCUAUUUGGCUUUACGACGAGAUGUGUGCCAAAAGGAUUCUUCCGAAUUCUAGGACACAUGGUGCUAUGUUGCUUGGUCUAUGUCGGAAAGGGAUGAUACUAGAGGCAAGAGCGCUUCUUAACUCUCUGAUCUCAACCGGCUGCACACUUGAUAUCAUCCUGUACAAUAUCGUUAUUGAUGGGUAUGCAAAGUCUGGUUGCAUUGAGGAGGCGUUGGAGCUAUUCAGGGGAGUGAUUGAGAGUGGGAUAACUCCUAAUGUUGCAACUUUCAAUUCUUUGAUUCACGGUUAUUGCAAGACUCAGAACAUAGCUGAGGCUAGAAAGGUCUUGGAUGUCAUCAAGUUGUAUAAAUUGGUUCCAAGCGCUGUGAGUUACACGACUCUGAUGAAUGCAUAUGCUAACUGUGGAGAUACCGAAAGAGUAGACGAGUUGCGCCGUGAGAUGAAAGCGAAUGGGAUCUCACCGACCAACUUCACAUACUCUGUGAUCAUCAAAGGACUUUGCAUAGGCCGGAAACUGGAGAAAUACAACCAGGUACUGCGGGACAUGGCUUCUGAAGGUGUAACUCCAGAUCAGAUCACUUACAAUACAGUUAUACAGCAUCUAUGCAGGGCUAAAGAUUUGUUCAGAGCGUUUGAGUUGUUGGAAGAAAUGAAAUCUCGAAACCUUGAGCCUACGCCUGCCACUUAUGACAUUCUAAUCAACGGCCUUUGUUUCUACGGUUACUUAAAGGAUGCUGAGAGGUUUCUAUGUUCGCUUCAGGAGAGGGAUGUUAGUUUAUCGAAAUUUGCUUAUACCACAGUGAUCAAGGCGCAUUGUGUAAAAGGUGAUCCUGAAAUGGCGGUGAAGUUGUUUCUUCAGGUGCUAGAUAGAGGAUUUGAUGUUUCUGUCAGGGAUUACAGUGCGGUGAUCAAUCGUCUGUGUAGGAGAGAAUUGGCAAAGGAGGCUAAGUUCUUCUUCUGUCUAAUGUUAUCCAGGGGUGUUUCGCCUGAUUUAGACAUCUGCAGAGUGAUGAUCAAGUCAUCAGAUGUGCUUGGUUGGACAAUUAAAGCAGGUUUGUUGCCUUGAAAAGCUAUUGUCUUAUCUUAUGUGCUAGCUGGAGAAGGUAUACUUUGAGUAGAGAAACUGUCACAGGAAGAGAUUAAUCUUAGCUACCGGAUGGUACCAUCGGGGGCCAAUUGUAUCAACAUUAGCUUCUUCAAUGGAUCGCUGUCACUUAUGUAUUGUACUGUUGAUAAAGCACCGUGCAAAGCAGCUUUGGGGUUCCCUCAACAAACACAAAGCGUCAUUGGUGGUUUUGCUUCUCGAGUCUAAAGCCGUUUUGUCUUGUUCAAGUUCUUCUGAAGGUAAACUCAGUGGUUCUUGAGCUUUCCCUGUUUCUUUACCAAAUCUGCAGUGUGACUAUAGCAUGCUGGAAUUUUACACUAGAGUGUUGGUGAAUGGGUUCAAAUGGGGAAAAGGGUAUAUAACUAAUCAAGCUUCAUGUGUGUUAGGUCUAUUUUAAUUACUUCAGUUUUUUGGGAUGGGACUCAAGAGUCUGAGCCUGUUCUUGACUGUGACAUCUUGUAAGGUUGUUGUUCUUGGUGUAAGAACAUAUCUUGUCAAUGUUUGAUUCAUUUUUACCAA
Messenger RNA from Brassica napus (rape), 3806 nucleotides. Its product is annotated as putative pentatricopeptide repeat-containing protein At1g13630. Gene Ontology annotation, molecular function: protein binding. The coding region runs from base 783 to 3248 and encodes 821 amino acids. The transcript is spliced from 4 exons. The record is from RefSeq and is a predicted model, not a curated record. Lineage: Eukaryota; Viridiplantae; Streptophyta; Magnoliopsida; Brassicales; Brassicaceae.